Molecule: messenger RNA, 2403 nt
Organism: Adelges cooleyi (spruce gall adelgid)
Lineage: Eukaryota; Metazoa; Arthropoda; Insecta; Hemiptera; Adelgidae
Product: nose resistant to fluoxetine protein 6-like
Exons: 14
Coding region: 168-2264 (698 amino acids)
Molecular function (GO): acyltransferase activity, transferring groups other than amino-acyl groups
Source: RefSeq, a predicted model, not a curated record
CUUGGACAUAUCUCCGGCAAUGUCGGUCUGCACAGCACGUUUAGGAUUACUCGCAGUUCAGUCGCCUGAGUUGGUUGAACGGAAGUGAAUUCCUUAUUCACUGUGGUCUGAGGAUACACGAAGAACGGGAAAAUAUAUCUCAGCGUCUAUUGGCGUCGACUGAUGAGAUGGUAUUCCGUUUUUUGUUGUUACCAUUGUUGAUGGUCAGUGUCAACACAUUGCUGACAGGGCCCUCAAAUAUAAUCCCAACGUUACCUAAUGUAAUUUUGAAUUCAACCAACUCACAAUGUCAACGAGACAGCAUACGACUACAAGCAGGCUUACAGAACAUGACUCUGUGGGCACAACAAAUGUGGGACGCAUCAGCUAAACAAGCGGUCGGCUUAUUGUCAGGUAGCAGAUAUCAGCUAGGAGACUUUGACGAAUGCUUGCAAGUAGCUAGGCCCAUAAAAGCUCAAUAUUGUCUGGUGGAUAUUAAAAUCAAUGUGCCAGCUGAAUAUUCGUAUGCAGAUCCAUAUGCCAGAGAGUAUAAUCCAAUGCUUCCUGCAUGGCACAAAAUUUAUUACGGCGGAGCGAGGUUCAAGCAGCGUUUGGAUUUAAUCAAAUGGGCUUUAUGCGUGCCUGAGUCGUGUUCGCCGCACGAAAUUCAGACUUACCUUCGAUCCUACGUAAAAGAAAACGAUUUAGACAUGAUUGAAAAUAUAUCAGUGGCCGACAAAAUGUGCACACGAGUCGAGAGACCGGGAGACGAGUAUAACAUUUCCGACAUAUCGUUCGUAGUACUUAUUUUGGUGUUACUGUCGUUAGUCGUAUUCGCUACUAUAUUUGAUUAUGCUGUAUACUCGAAACAAGAAACGUGGCAGUGGAACCAAGAAUCAAAAACCGUGGAUAUGAUCAUGUGCUUUUCCAGUAGGCGAGCCAUGCAAAGCUUAAAACAAAGAUCUUGUAUCAUUAGGGGCUUAGAUCUCACACCUCUCUGCGGCGUUUCAACCAUAUCUAUGAUUUUAAUAAUCGUUGGGCACAGAUGGGGAUUUCGUUUGCCAGGACCGUUACAAAAUUAUGAAGUCAACGAACAGGUUUUCUAUAAUUAUUUCAUAUCGAUUUUCACAUCUCACAUGGACUUGUUAGUCGAUUCGUUUUUCGCUAUAAGCGGUACUCUAAUGGUACUGAUCCUGCUCGAUCGCCUGGACACUUCUUUUGUACAUCCCUUCAAAGUAUUAGUGUUUAAAUACUUCAGGUUGACGCCCGUGUACGCUGUGGUCAUAUUCUUUUUCGCAACCCUCCAAUACAAAAUGGGUACCGGUCCCUUGUGGGAAAACUUCAUUGGGACAGAUAAGGAAAAUUGCCGGAAAACAUGGUGGUUGAGUCUGUUAUAUUUAAACAACUAUAUUGAGGCAGAUGCGACGUGCGGAUUCCACACAUGGUUCAUGCCUUGCGAAUUCCACUUCACCAUAAUGGGUAUCGCAUUAGCGUUUAUUAUCCAUAAAAAUCCUAGAGUCGGUAUGUACAUUACUUCGUCGCUUAUGGCUAUCUCUGUGGCUAUACCUUUCGCUCUCACGUACAUCGGACAAAAACCGGCCAACAUCGAAUUUAACAUGGAUUUUACUACAAAUCCAACUAAUGACGAGUACUUUAUGUCGAUGUAUAUUAAAUCACACACGCGAGCUGGUCCUUAUAUCGUAGGUGCUAUAUUUGGUUACUUGUUGUAUAAAAGAAAAAAGAGUACACCCAAAUUGAGCGCGAUACAAAGUUGGUUCCUGUUAGGCAUCUCUUCUAUAAUAAUGAUGACAACGUGGUUUAGCGGAGCAAUCAUUUAUCACCCAUCGUACGUGUACGAUCCUCUACAGGCUGCCCUAUACGGUUCUUCAGUCAGAAGUCUUUGGGCCGCUGGACUUGUUACCGCCCUCUAUGCCUUAAUAUUAGGGCCCCCAAACUUUUUAAAGAGCAUGCUGUCAUGGAAACCUUUUGCUGUGUUGGCUAGCUUAAAUUUCAAUGCUUACAUGGUGAACACAAUAUUGCCAGUAGCCGACACCGCCAGCCGGAGAACUCCUGAUCACUUCAACAUCAGACGCUUUCUUGCAGAUGCUACUUCUGAUACAAUUAUGUGCCUGGUGGCUGGUUUGUUCCUUUACAUAUUGGUUGAAAGGCCGUUCAGGCUUUUGAUCACUCAACUGUUCGUUUCCCGUUCAAGGACGAAUCCAAGACGAGAUUGUGCAUCACGAACGCCCGAAUUAGUCCUCCAAUAUAACAAAGUACGUGCGUGACCUAUAAAAGACUCAAAUAUAUGUAAUUUAUUUAUUUUUAUAAGAUUAUUUUCUUUCCUUUAUUUUGUCUAUCAUAAACUUUUAUUAUUAUUACAUUAAUAGUUACUAUGAAAAUAAAUGUUUAAUUUUUUUAUUUUGA